Molecule: messenger RNA, 4062 nt
Organism: Micropterus salmoides (largemouth bass)
Lineage: Eukaryota; Metazoa; Chordata; Actinopteri; Centrarchiformes; Centrarchidae
Gene: rasal3
Product: RAS protein activator like 3
Exons: 19
Coding region: 265-3774 (1169 amino acids)
Biological process (GO): regulation of GTPase activity
Source: RefSeq, a predicted model, not a curated record
CGGGCGCUGCAGUAAAGCAACCACAGAGCAGCUCGAUGCAAGUUGUUGCCGGAUGACGUUUUGCAAGACAGGAAACAAGAAAAGCAGUGAGAUAGAACCAGUGAAGAAAGGAACUACUUUGUCACCCUUAGCACUCUCAACAAACUCCAAGAUAGUACUAAAUCAGGAGGGAAGCUGAAGAGGUGUCCUAUGAAGGUUUUUGAAUUUAUUUGGACGUGUCCUUGAGGAGAGACAAAACUGAGUAACACACCCUAAAAAUCUGAAAUGGGUACUGAGGAGAAACCUUUAGAGCCUGCAGCUCAACAACCGCCGAAGGAGCAAGGAUCACCAGCGAAGGAAACGGAAUCUCCUGUGGAGCCUCCUCAAGGACAAACAUCUGAGACCACCGACCCCCUCAACACAUACAAGUGGCACACUGGCUCCAAGGCAACUCUCAAUGAGGUGAAAGAAGAAGAAGAAGAAGAAGGAGCAGCUUCUUCCACAUCUACAAUAGAUAAGAUUCAGAAGGCCUCCACCAACAAAUGGAGCAAGAUGCAAAACUGGCGCAAGGCCUUGAGCGAGGACCCCGGAGACAAAAGUUCAUCCAGUGGGAAAGGUGGAGAGGGAGCGAAGCCAGACAGAGCCGCAGGAGGAACCAGAAAGAACCCGUUCAGAAGGGCCCUGUCGGAGCCUCCCGGGUCACUGUUUGCAGCCCUGUCUCCUUCCUCUAGCUCUGCCAGCUCAGCUCAGCCAGCUUCAUCGUUAGCGGAGGCCUCGGGGGUCUCAUCCACAGACCCUUCACAGAGAGGAGGCGGAGGGGCGCUCCUAAAAAAGUACCUGAGGACUGUGUCCCAGAAGCUCAAGAGGCCCCGUCUGCAAAGUCGGAGCAGCACCCCAAACUUGGUGCCAGAUGCGGGUGAACCUACACCAGCUGCAGCCAGUGAACUCCCAAGACUACAAUGGGCCCCGCCUCAGGAGGUCCCAUUGUGGGACAUUAGCAACUGUAUGCUUGAGGAUGGACAAAUUCUCAUUUCUCCAGAGGAGGAGCCAACCAUGUGGACACGAAACCGUGUCAGCAGCAACCUGUCCAACCUCAGCAUGCAGAACCUUGUAGAUAUCGACACAGAAUGUAGCCCUGACCCUGUGGGUCUGCCGGGUGGCACUCGACCAAAGAACCAAGAUGGCGGUGUGAGGGGACUGAUUAAGCGACGUCUCGAGAACAAGGCUAAGAGGAAUAGCAACACCCAACUGAACCCCAUGGGACUAAACAAAGGAAACAGGCACUAUGGUUCCCGGGAGUCUGUGUCAAUUCCAGUGGGGAGUGUAGAUCUGAGUGCAGACACCAGCACUGUCAUCAGGCCAGUCCACAGCUCUAUUUUGGGAGAGAAGUACUGCUUCGAGGUAAUAAACUCAGAGAACACCCACUGCUUUGGCUGCUCCUCAGCUGCCGAACGUGACCGUUGGAUCGAAGACCUGAGACGGGCUGCCCAGCCUAAUAAGGAUAACAUUGAGCGCACAGAGAACUUCCUGAGUCUGUGGGUAAAUGAAGCUAAGGAUCUUCCACCCAAACGGCGUUAUUACUGCGAGGUACACCUGGACGGGACCCUGUUCGCCCGCACCACCAGCCGAGCUGUCGGCAAGCCGUCUAACCGCUCCAGCCUGGCAGGGGACAGCUCUACUGGGCCUUCAGGAGGCCAGGGGGCCAGUGGAGGUGUGGCUGGAGGAUGUCAGUUAUUCUGGGGUGAAUUCUUUGAGCUAGACAACUUGCCAUGUGUCUCCCAAAUCACCCUGCACAUCUUCCGCGACGAAGACCCCAAGAAAAAGCGUCACUCCCGAGACGAGACCAGCCUGUACCCACUGGGCAGUGUGGCCAUACCUUUAGCUGAGAUCCGAGGGAGGACCUAUCAAGAGAAGUGGUAUCCCAUCACUCCACACAAGGCCUCAGGCACAGCGAGUAACAAAGAACUGCUCGGGCCACAGGCCUCACUGCGCAUCAAGGCCCGUUUCCAGAAUUUGCAAGUGCUGCCCAUGGAGAAAUACAAAGAGUUUGCUGAGUAUGUGACAUUGGAUUAUGUAGAAAUGUGCAGAAGCCUGGAGCCACUUCUGAAUGUGAAGGAGAAGGAAGAACUGGCAGGAGCUCUGGUCCAUGUACUUCAGAGUAUUGGCAAAGCCAAGGAGUUCCUCAUUGAUUUGGGCAGUGCCGAGGUAGAGCGUCUUGGAGAGAAAGAGGCACUGAUCUUCAGAGAGAACACACUGGCCACUAAAGCCAUCGAUGAAUACAUGAAGCUGGUUGGCCAGAAGUAUCUCAUUGACACACUAGGGGACUUUAUCACCCGUCUUUACACUUCUGUGGAGAACUGUGAAGUUGACCCUCGUAAAUGCUCUGCGUCCGAACUGUCAAACAACCAGAGGCACUUGAGGGAAACCUGUGAGGAGGUGGUGCAAAAGAUUAUUGAGAUCCAUGGACCCUUUCCUGAAGAGUUAAACAAGAUCUUCUCCAGCUGGGUGGAGCUGUGUGAAGACCAGGGCAGACCAGAGAUUGGCCAACGUCUCAUCUCUGCUUCCCUCUUCCUUCGCUUCUUAUGUCCUGCUAUCCUCAGUCCUUCUCUUUUUGGUCUGACACAGCCUUAUCCAGAGCCAAAUACCCUGCGUACCCUCACCCUAACUGCCAAAGUCAUUCAGAAUCUGGCCAACUUCACCCUGUUUGGGGAGAAGGAGGAAUACAUGCUCUUCAUGAACCAAUUCCUACAGCAGCACUGGGAUGGAAUGAGAGGCUUUCUGCAAACAGUGUCCAAUUCAGACACAGAAAUUCCAAUGACUUCCUUCGAUGGUUAUGUGGACCUGCCUCUGCGCUUGGCUGUGCUGCAUGGUCUGCUAGUAGACAUAAUCCAUCAAAGGGACCAGAACACAAUUGACAAGCUGCACCCUCUGCCUUCGAUUCUGAACCAGAUAUCAGAGUCACUGGGCCCUCAAGCAACCCGGAUCAUAGUUAGCAGCCAAAUUGGACAAGACAAGCCGGUGUACGUUCCUCCUAAAGACUUGGUCAAAUACAGCCCUCACCAAUCAUCCCUCCAGCAGCUUCCUGUGGACUCUAAAGGCCUACGAGACGGCAGGGAUGUUAGGACUCGGAGGAAUAUGAGAGAGAGGAAGCCAGUCGCCAGAACUCAGAGCGCUCCACACAGACGUCCCGGUCAAGCAAAACAUGGCUUAAAGAGGCAGACAAGUUCUGAAACUCUGCCGAUAGCUGACCAUGAACAAGAGAUGGAGACCAACCAACCGUCUAUCUCAUCCCCAAAUACUACUGCCAGUAUCAAACGUCAACCUGAACCAGUUCCCUGGAUCAAAGUCAGUCACAACAGGGAGUCAAGUGAGAUGAAGACUGAGAAUGAGCAGUUCACCUUACUGGAUAGGCAUGCUCAGGAGCUAUCAGAGCUCCGCCUGGGGAUAGAGCAGGUGACGGAGCGUGAACUGGACAUGGCAAAGCGCCUGGAGGACUUCAUCAUCCAAAGCCAGGACCAGAAUGCAAUGCUGCAGACAGAGGUGAAUGACCUCCGGAAUCUGCUGGCUGUGCGUGAAGAGCAGCUGGCCAGUGCCACCUUCAGGCUGGGUGUGAUUGAGGAGGAAAAGGAGGAAGAUGAGAGGAAGCUAAGUGUUGCCAUUGCAGCAGCCGAGCGAAUAAACGUACUGGAGGAGCAGCUUGCCGUCCUACUAAGGGACCUUCACCAGCUCAGUGAGUCCUUCAACAGCAGCCAAAACAACAUGCAUCCUGAAAAGCCACACAUCAACAGCAACUGAGCCCUGACAGUAACAAGACUUAGACUUAGAGCUGCAGUAUCACUAUUUUGUGUAAAUACAUGGAGUUCAUGUGGAAACCACUGCCUGAAGUCCAAAUUAUGGUUUCCUGAUCAGGUGUAAGUUUAGUUUUAUGAACAUAUUCAGAAUGGAUGUAAAUGGACAAAACUCUGACUGAAGUGAAUGUGAAACCUAGAGGAUUUGUCUGCAUUUCAGCUUUUAAUGUAUUUUACCUACAGAUAUGUUUGACUUGUAAACCUGUGUGAUUAAUAAAAGAACCAGAUGUCAAAA